CAAAAGCACAAGUAAUAUGUGUUUCUUCCAUACGAGUAUCAUAACAAGAACCAUGAAUGAUGAUAUGAUGGUCUCAGCAAAGACAACCGCAAUACCUGUAGGACAUUGCAAAUUUAUUAUUUGGUCCUGUUGCUUGCAUUGUAUUAUUUGGUCUACGUACCGGAACUGAUAACAUUCGAGAUUAUGCAAGAUCUUUUUUGGCUCUCUCUUUAGCCCUAUUCCUCUUUUUCCUAGGGGUCUUCCUCCACUAGCAGGUUUUUUUUUCCCGAAAAACUCAAUUUAUUCUGGUGUGGAUGGCUCGCAACGCCUAUAUUUCUUGGUACAUUAUUGAUUUGUGCAAGACAAUGUGUCACUUUGUGUAGUAUACUAGUAUGUGUACCGAUUUAUCUUUGUUAAUUUGUGAAGAUGCUAAUCAAUUCUAUUUCAAGGGACGACAAUAAAUCAUAAUAUAGCAUCUCUUUAUUUGGCAUUGGCUAAAUUUUAUCAUGUAAAUUUUCUUAAUUAUUUUGAGAGAAAUAUGAUCCCCUAAUUUAUAGAAAAACAGCGAAUUUACUUAAUUUAUAAACUCAAUUAUAGGUAUAAUCCAAUUUUACAAAUAAUACAGGCAUGUUUAAUCAACACCAUUAAACUCAACCAAAACCACCCUUAUAUAAACUCAUUCCCAUUCCCAUACUUUUUCAUCCUCAAACUUCUCUCACUUUUAAUUCUCUCCAUAAUAAUAAAAAUCACUAAAACAAUGGCUACCUCCAAUAAUAUUACCUUAGCCAUUGUUUUGGUUAUUGGGCUUACCAUAUCCCAUUCCCAACUUUGUUGGGCCAAAAUAUCACCUGAUUGGCUUCGAGCCCUACGUAAAAACCCAAAUAUUGACCCUAACACGCCACUUAGUGACUUACUUACAGGUAAAGUUAACCCAUCCAAUAACAAGCCGAACCCGGUCAAGGCACCCGUGGUUGACAAAGCGGUUAAGAAUGUAGUGAACCCGGUUACCCGACCCGUUGGUAAUGCGGCUAAGAAGGUAGUGAACCCGAGUGUUAACCCGGAUGUCCUACCUGAAAACCCAAAUGACUUCUUAAUACCACAAAACGCAGCCCGUGCAAAAGUGCAUGUACAACCAUUUAUAUGGAACGAAACUCUAGCAGAAUUUGCACGAUCAUAUGCACAAGAAAGAGCAAAUGACUGCAAAUUACAACACUCUCAUGCACCACAAAAAGGUGAGAAUAUUGCACGGUCACCAGGUGUAUUAACCGCAGCUAAAGCUGUGGAAAUGUGGCUCGGAGAAGAACCCAAUUAUAAUGCUGCAUCAAAUACUUGUAACAAGGUUUGUGGACAUUACACACAAGUGGUUUGGAGAGAUUCCACUAGUAUUGGUUGUGCUAGAUCAAAUUGCCAAAAUAGGGGACUUUUUGUUACUUGCAACUAUUAUCCUCCUGGAAAUUAUAUAGGGAGAAGACCUUUUUAAAUUUUCAAUUUUUCUUUCCAAUCUGUGCCGAGUGCAUGUGUAAAUAAUUUUUUUUUGUUAUGUAAUUCUGUAAUAUAAUGAUAUAGAAAUUGUGAGAGAGAGGGAUAGUCUAAUGAUUAGAGCUUUCCUCCUGAUUCCAAUAGAUAUUGGGAUUGAUUCUCACCUACGUAUAGUGUUAUCUAUCUAUAUAUCUAUGUUUAUGUAAUAUAUAAAGAGAACACGCUUUUUUGAGCGUGAUAAAUUUCACUUAAUUGAUAUACCCUUUCUCAUUUCUCAAUAUUACAUCAAAGUAAACUACUUCCUCCGUUUCAUGUUACUCGCUACACUUCUCAAUUUACGGACUCCUAGGCAAUUUUUGGAGAAGAGAGAGUAAAAAGAAAAGGGACCCAUGUGGGAGGAGAGAGAUAGAUAGAGUUUAUUGCCCAAAAAAGAAGUGUAACAAGUAAUGUGAAACUUCCGAUAAUAGAAAGUGUAGCGAGUAUUUUGAAACGGAGAAAGUAUAAACAUUUUCGGUUACCAAACUCACAAAUAAUAGAAGUUUGGAUUUUUUUUUUUGUUGUUGUCAAAAACCACUUUAUAAAACAUGAAAUUUAUAAAAAACCGCCUUGUAUAAAUUUUUUUGGAAAAAUUGAUUAUAAUAAUCUAACCUUUGAGCCAUUCACUCAAAUUAAUCUUACUUUUUGAUUAUUUUAUUAAUAAUCCAACCU
This is a messenger RNA of Beta vulgaris subsp. vulgaris (sugar beet), 2166 nucleotides long. Its product is annotated as pathogenesis-related protein PR-1 type. NCBI's taxonomy places the organism in Eukaryota, Viridiplantae, Streptophyta, Magnoliopsida, Caryophyllales, Amaranthaceae. The record is from RefSeq and is a predicted model, not a curated record. Gene Ontology annotation, cellular component: extracellular region. Bases 737 to 1459 code for a protein of 240 amino acids. The transcript has a single exon.